CAGGUGGAAGUUCAGCACUGUCACCUCCUUGACUAAAUCAUCAGCUCCUGGACCGACAGACAGUCUGUCUGACAGUAGAGACAGAGCUCAGUGUGAGAUGAGAAGAAAGACUUAAUUUAACUCCAGCCAUGCUGAAGCAUCGUUUAAUAAGAACGAGAAAUGCCCUGGUGCGAGAGUGCAUGGCUGAAUUCUUGGGAACUUUCGUCUUGCUGCUCUUUGGUUGCUCUGCUGCUGCCCAGGUGAAGACCAGCAGGGAGACUAAAGGCCAGUUUAUGUCAGUCAACAUGGCCUUUUCUGUGGGCGUCAUGUCAGCCAUGUACCUCAGCAAGGGCAUUACGGGUGCUCAUCUGAACCCAGCUGUGACUCUGAGUUUCUGUGUGUUGGGCGAGGUGCGCUGGGGAAGGCUGGUGCCCUACUGCCUCUCCCAGCUGCUGGGGGCUUAUGUGGCAUCAGGGCUCGUCUACCUGGUGUACUAUGAUGCUAUAAUGGAGUUUAGUGGAGGAGUUUUGACUGUAUAUGGGCCAAAUGAGACAGCAUCUAUAUUUGCCACAUAUCCCGCAGAGUACUUAACUUUGGGCAGAAGUUUCCUCGACCAGGUAGUGGGCACUGGCAUGCUGAUGUUGUGCAUCCUGUGUUUGAAUGAAAAGAGGAACACCCCCGCUCCCCCAGAGCUUAUUCCCGCUAUAGUGGGAGUGAUUGUCCUGGGGAUCACCUUGUCAAUGUCAGCUAACUGUGGCGCUGCAAUAAAUCCUGCUCGGGACCUGGGGCCACGCCUCUUUACACUGACUGCAGGCUGGGGAACUGAGGUCUUCACGUGUUACAACUACUGGUUCUGGGUACCUCUGGUGGCCCCACUUAUCGGAGGUGUUUUAGGUACUUUCAUGUAUUUGAUCUUCAUCCACUGGCACCUGCCUGACCCAGACUCCCCUGAGAACCUCUCCACCCUCUCCACCAUCAGUGACAAGAUCAAAGAGCCAGCCACCACAAUGGAAAAUGGAGUAGAGCUAAAAGCUGCACACUUCUAAAUGUUAUGGUGAUAAAAAAUAUGUCCCACAAGACAAAGCUGGUUUUCAUGUUCAAUACAGACAGUUAAAGACAGUGAUGUGGUUGUAAGUUAUCCUUGAGAAAGCAGAAGCAAAUAUCUGAUCUCAGCCACUGUUGAGAAGCACAAACAUCUUGUGAUAUUCUUUUAGGAAAAUAGCAGGAAUAGAACUUGUUUGUUUGAUCUAUCUAGUCAGCUUCUUAAACACAGCCAGCAGGGGCAGAGACAGCUGAAAGAGAUACUGAUUGUGAGAUAAUACUGAUUACACUGAUGUCUGUAUUCUUCAGAAUAUGAAUUUAUUCUUAGUAAAUUAUAUUAUAUACUUUUUACAAAAUGAAUAUUGAUCUUAAGAGAAACUAAUUUAAUAAAGCUUUACUCUGAACUGCUUCAGCUCAGCCAUAUUCUUAGGAUGCCUGG
This is a messenger RNA of Xiphias gladius (swordfish), 1459 nucleotides long. It is a transcript of the gene aqp10a, whose product is annotated as aquaporin 10a. The record is from RefSeq and is a predicted model, not a curated record. Gene Ontology annotation, cellular component: basolateral plasma membrane; plasma membrane. NCBI's taxonomy places the organism in Eukaryota, Metazoa, Chordata, Actinopteri, Istiophoriformes, Xiphiidae. Gene Ontology annotation, molecular function: glycerol channel activity; water channel activity; urea transmembrane transporter activity. Gene Ontology annotation, biological process: water transport; glycerol transmembrane transport. Bases 129 to 1025 code for a protein of 298 amino acids. The transcript is spliced from 6 exons.